Molecule: messenger RNA, 1868 nt
Organism: Suillus subaureus
Lineage: Eukaryota; Fungi; Basidiomycota; Agaricomycetes; Boletales; Suillaceae
Exons: 3
Coding region: 135-1760 (541 amino acids)
Source: RefSeq, a predicted model, not a curated record
UGCUUCUUACUGCUAUCAUUUCAUUAUCAUUAAAUAAAUCUUCCUCGCUUCAACAGCACCGUCCACCAGCAGCACGAUUCAGAAGCGCUGCGUACUGCAUGCUAUUCAUAAUUUAACGACUUCUUCACGACACCAUGAUGAGUAACCUCUUUGACCGCGGUAUGUCCUCAUCUGUUCGAACUCUCCCCUGUAUCCGCACGUUCCUCUGGCUGGCUCUUUUGGUCGUGCGAUACCCCCAAUUUGUAUGUGCAAGACCAACAAACGAAGUACUGCGACGCGAUGGCAAUAAUGGAGGAGGAAGUAACGGGAACGGCGUUUCUACAAGCGUAUGGAUACCCGUGCUGAUAGUCUCAGUCGUCGUUGCCGUGCUGACACUGAUUGGAUGCGUCAGGCGGGCUACGCAGGUAGAAGUUAGCGCAGGCGCAGCGGCGAGCACUCGGAACCAACCUGCUGGUCAGGCUCGCCCUGGAAGGCGCCGGAGGCCCGCACGGACUCCAAGUCAGAUUUCUACAAAAUCGCUUCCACCCUACAUGCUGGAACCAGGCGACCAGGAGCUUGUCAUCUACAGAGGACCCUUGAAGAUGGAGGAGGAGGACCACGAUCCUAUGCAAAUACCGGAAGAAGACGACGAGCACCCUGAAACAAGAGGGGCACAUCGUAGCCUUGACCUCGAGUCGCACGGUACCACACAGCCGGAUAACUCUGCUACAAAUCUCAUAUAUAACGUUUCUGGUGACGUAACAACGAGACGAAGUGUAGACGUCGCUAGCGUGGACACGUCGCAUCAGUCGCAAGAAAGUCAUUCUGAAUUGUUACCAUUGCACACUACACAAACGUCCGAAGACCCACGAGGAGAAGCGCCUCCGUACUUUGAGGUUGUCGGCCACGACACUCCUCGCACAUUACCUAAUGAGCCUACUGCAUCGGAGACUUCCAUCGUCGUCGAUGAUGUUGCCCCUGACCGGCGCUCUAGAUUCAGCUUCCUUUUCAACCCCUUCGGGGGUUCAUCACGACAUCCGCCCAUUUCGGUCUAUAACAGGGUUGCCACUCCUGACCACGCUCGUAACGUUUCAUCCCUCUCCGUGGCAUCAACAAAUAGUGGACAUGGACGCAAUCGUUCAGGCUCUCAUUCGACGCUUUUGAAGACUUUCCGACCCCACGACCAUUCCGUGCCUAUGACAUCCCCGUCAACCAUCUCUUUGAACUCAAUAUCGGCACCUCUCACACAUACUGUGAUACGCUCGGAGUUCCGGGUGCCGAAAGGUGGCAUGACGCCUGAGCAGAUAAAACUCAUCACCUCCAGGAAUGCACUGGAAAGAUUCGGUGUUCCAUAUGGUCCAGACGCUGUAGCAUUUUCAGCAUCAAGGUCUAAUAUGGCACCACCACCCGACUUCGACACCACUGUAGCAAGUUCGCCAGGCCAAGCAAGUGGACCACCAUCAGCUGACCUUGACAACCCGGCUAGUACCAGCGCACUGGAGAGCGAGACAACAGGAAGUUCUGUCCAUAACAGUGCUGCUGCGGAUGAGGCUGGACAAACAACCUCACGUUCUAUCAUAUCCGGAUCACCUCCAUCUUCCCCAUCCGGAGUUGAGACAAAAUUCCAAUUGUCAUCGUCAUCACACUCACCGGUACCAUCGGGUGACUCGCGCUCAAGUUCAGUGACAUCCUUUGAAACAGCUGCUUCCGAGUUCUCGCGGCCUACUACACCGGUUACAGCACGACCUGGGACGCCAGUGACGGCUCGGCCCUUUGCAUGAGAAUAUUUCAGUUGUGACUUUACUAGGACUUAUUUCCUACCAUUAUCUGACGGUCAUCUUGCUAUAUUCUGACCUUCCAACUUUCAGCUACUUACUUUGGAUCUCUAA